ACUGCAGCUGGCUCUGGCUGUCAUACAACAGAACGGAAUUUGCGCGCACAGGUUUUAUUUUCGUUGAGAUACCGAUAAAGACAAGCCUUUGAAUAGUAUUGAUAUGUUUUACUAUACCCGCCGAUUUGCGACGAAUUUGCAAAACAGCUUGAGCGACGUAUAAAAUGGACCAGCACGACGAAAUUAAAUCCGGUUGUUUGUUGUUCCCUCCCGCCGGAGGGAAUGUGUUUAGUAAAUUUCCUAAGAAGAAACAACAACAAAAGUACUGUUUGCUGCUAAACUCCAGCAAGCAGGGUAUUGAGAGAUUAGAGAUAUAUGAUAAUAAGGAUGACAUAAACACAGGUGCCAUCCCCAAGAUUAUUACCCUUGAGAAUUGUAUUAAGAUAACACAUUCUAGUCCAAACAUUAUCACUGUACUUACUAAGUCACAUACCCAGCAAUUCUGUGCUCAAUCAGAACUGGAAACAUUAGAAUGGGUGAAAGCGCUGCAGUCUGUAGCAUUUAAAGGCCGAGACACAAGCCCCGUUCGCUGUGAUGAGGACAAUGACCUCUACUGUUCAUCAGGAGAAGGAGUUUUCUCAGUCAAAUUGUGCGCUUCGGAUGCAUCAAUAAGAUGUGGUCUGGAACCGAUGCGGUACCUGCUACUCCUCACUACGACUGCCAUUGAUUUAAGAGAUGUAAAUGACAAUAAGCUGUAUGCUACUUGGCCAUAUAGAUAUAUAAGACGUUAUGGUUAUAGACAGGGUAAAUUCACAUUUGAGGCAGGAAGAAAAUGUGACACUGGUGAAGGUAUUUUUCAUCUGGAGCAUCCUAACCAAUCCGAGAUAUUUAAGUGUGUCUCAUUGAAGAUGAAAACCAUGAAGCAGAUGAUUGGCAGUGAUUUGAAUAGUCCAGAACACAGUGAAUUUAACUUACAGGCCGGUGCAAAUUUGUUCCCUGGAUCUAGGAGUCCUUUAGUGGCUGCCAGGCCUGAUGAUUUAAGCUUGAGUUCUCUUUCAUUCAAAACUGCACCUUCAAGCCAGCAAAGCUCAUUCUCCGAAAGAGAUAGUGCGCCUCUCUUAAUGCCUAAGCCAGCAUUAAAGCCUAAACCACAAAAACCCCCAAGGAAAAUCAUCAACAUGCCUAAGGCUCUCGUGAAAGAGUUAUGUAGUUCAACAGAUGAAAGCAUAGAUUUUGGCAGAUAUAAAAAACUUGAGAAUUAUGAGCCGAUUGAACAAGUGAAAAGAGAUCCAAGUCCUCCUUCUGUGCCAUAUGACAAGGUGGAAGUUCGUAGUGAAGCUUGGAAAACUCUUGGAAUUGAAGACCCCGACCACACUGAGUUCACACCGAAUUUGGGUGACAACCCUAACUGCAUGAAACUUAUAUCAAGAUCACAAGAUAAUUUGAACACUUCUGGGCCAGAAGGUUCUAGAAUUAUACUGUUACCAAGUCCAAUGGUUGAUCCGGAGGAUGAGAAUUAUGACAGACUACAGUAUUUUGGUUCUACAAGUAAGUUGAAUAAGUCUGCUAAGUAUAAGAAGGUUGAAGCCCGUCCAACAACAUUGAUUCCGGGGGAUCAAAAGAGUAAAGACACAUGGAAUGAUUAUGAUGAAGUGGAGAAUGUGAUGCAGACUGCAAGACUGGCAGAUGAUUCUCAUCUAGGAUAUGGUAUGAUACGGAAACCUAAUGCUCCAGGGCCUCAAGUACCCACUGCUGCACAAGCCCAGGCACUGCAAAAUCAGGUCAGUUUGGAAGAGAUCAACCAUAACACAUGUAAUGGGACUGACUAUGCAGUUAUUAGCCGUCCAAAAAGGGUGUAAGGUUACUUUUAAAAUGUUAUUAGUAUUACAGCGAAUAUACACUAAGACUGAAAUUUUUUAAUACCAGAAAUUCGAAUAGGAAGAGAUUAUUGUGGGUAAACUUUUAGAUGAAAGUAUUCAAAAAUGUAUAUGUUACGAAAUAUAGUUAAAAUGACAAGAAAUUACUAUUUGCAUUCCAAUUUGUACUUUCCACAAUUUAGUUAAGUGCUUAUACAUUUUAUAGGUCAAUGUACAUAACUGUAAUUGUUAUGACACACAAUGUUUAUGUUUUAUUUUCCUUAUAAGAUAUUGAUUUUACAGACCAUGUGAUUAUACUGUGCCUUAUUGCUCUUAGUAUAAGGACUAUUUCUAGAAUUCUACAGUGACAAGUCUACCAGUUGGUGCCAAUAUAUUUUAUGUUUAAAUGUAGACUGUAGUAUUAGUUUACCAUAUUUUUUAUAUGCAUAUAAAGAUCAUGCACUUAUUAAGUAUUUGAUUACCCAUUUCAGUAUUUAAUUUAGGUUUCACUGAAAUCAUUAAUAUUAAAUGUGUCAUAUAAGAUCUAUAAUGAGCAAUUAAGGAUAAAUGUCAAGUCAUCAGACUAUUGGUAACACUGAGUCAGAUCAGUUAUCUCAUUUUGAAAUAGGAGAAAUGGAUGGAUGAUGUUUUAUAUUGACAUUCUUGCAACAAGUACAAUCAGCAAGAAAAAGAAGAAGAGGUUAGAAGCAUCCUUUCCAAUUUACCAUAGGAUUAUUAAAAUCAUCCGUGGCUGUUAUCAUCACACUGCUAGGCACAGACCCGUUUAACAAAAAAAAAGUAUUUUCAUUACCACCUUAUGAGUCUUUAUGUUAUUUUGAUGCCAAAAUCAAUGUGAUAAUAAAAAUCAUUGAUUUCAAUUUUUUACAUUUCUCAUAAAGUUUCCUAAAAAAAUCUUAAAAUGCAGUGUUACCAAUAUUUUAUUAUGAUUACCUUUACAAGUACAUAUUAUUACCACACAUACAUGUAUAGUCUAUGUAUAAUUUUAUUAAAGCCAUAUUACUGUGACUUAUUUUAUAAACUGAAAAUAUUGAUAAAUAAAAUCAUAAUCCAGUU
Cydia fagiglandana is the source of this 2870-nucleotide messenger RNA. RefSeq names its product docking protein 2 (gene Dok). NCBI's taxonomy places the organism in Eukaryota, Metazoa, Arthropoda, Insecta, Lepidoptera, Tortricidae. The coding region runs from base 165 to 1799 and encodes 544 amino acids. The record is from RefSeq and is a predicted model, not a curated record. Gene Ontology annotation, biological process: Ras protein signal transduction; positive regulation of MAPK cascade; cell surface receptor protein tyrosine kinase signaling pathway. Gene Ontology annotation, cellular component: cytoplasm. The transcript has 2 exons.